Messenger RNA from Malaclemys terrapin pileata, 3885 nucleotides. It is a transcript of the gene WDR54, whose product is annotated as WD repeat domain 54. The transcript is spliced from 10 exons. The coding region runs from base 70 to 1152 and encodes 360 amino acids. NCBI's taxonomy places the organism in Eukaryota, Metazoa, Chordata, Testudines, Emydidae. Gene Ontology annotation, molecular function: protein binding. Gene Ontology annotation, biological process: cilium-dependent cell motility; cilium assembly; sperm axoneme assembly. The record is from RefSeq and is a predicted model, not a curated record.
GGCUGGCGCCCCCCUUCCGCUGGCUGCGUCCCCGUCACCAAGGCAACGCCAGCCCCGUCGCGGGCCGUGAUGUCAUCGCCCUGCGACGCCCGCGCCCUGACAACACGCUGCGCCGUCUCCAUGGCUGCGGGGGACACGGGGAUGUACCGCAAGGAGCGGAGCGUCCCGCUGAAGAGCAGCAGCUCGGCGCUGUACAACAACCUGAGCGUGCUGCCCCUGCGCGACAAGCAGCUCACCUACUUCGCCGCCGUGCACGGCAGCAUCGUCAGCCUGGCCAGCGCCUCGGCCGACGGGCUCAGCGUCUCCCACCGCCAGCUGCAGGCCAAGGAGGGCGGCCUGGCGGUCAGCGCCUCCAUCGUCACCCAGGCCUCCUGGUGUGUCCUGCCUUCUCGAGUUCUCCUAGUCCUGACCUCUCAGAAAGGCAUCCAGAUGUACGAGUCAGACGGCUCCAUCAUGGUUUAUUGGCAUGCCCUGGAUGUCUUGGAACCACCGUCAGCCCAGGCAGUGUUUGCUCGAGGGAUCGCUGCUGCCAGUGGGCGCUUCAUCUGUGUGGGGACUUCGUCGGGACUGGUGCUGGUGUUUGACAUCCCCAGCAAGGGAACAAACAUCACGCUGAGCGAGGUCCUACAGGAGCAUCACGACUCCAUCACUGACAUCGCCUCGGAGGUCGGUGAGAACCCGGAUGGAGCUGCUGACCUGGUGACUGCAGAUGACUCUGGGGCCCUGUGUGUCUGGAGAUCCAAGGAGGAGUUCUCCCUGCUCACCAAAAUCUCUGCCUUUGGGUGGACCUGCUCCUCGGUGAAGCUGUGGAACGGGGUCAUUGCUGCUGGCUAUGGGAAUGGGCAGAUCCGGCUGUACGAGGCCACGAGCGGGGCCCUGCGUGCCACGGUCAGCGCCCACGCUCGCUGGAUCUACGCCCUGGACCUGGCCCCCCUGACGGGGAAGCUGCUGUCUGGUGCCGAGGAUUCCUAUGUCCAGAUCUGGAAACUCAGCCGGAGCCCAGACACCGGCAACAUCGAGAUCGAGCACUGCCACUCGGAGUGCGUGACUGACACCCAGCUCUGUGGCGCCCGCUUCUGUGACCCUGAGGGAAACUCCUUCGCUGCGACCGGCUACGACCUCAGCGAGAUCGUCCGCUAUGGCCAGGUCUAGGCUGCCCCGCUGCAGGGGGGCUGUGAGCACAGGGCGGGGAGGUACCUGCAGGCACUGUGUGCUGCUGCAUGUCCCAGCCCCCCUGCAGCUGCCUCCGGGACUCUGUGCAGACCCCUGGCUCCCGUUGCACAGGGGCUGGGGCCGCUGCAUGCAGCUGAGGAUGCCCCCCACCUCGGUGGAGAUCAGACAGGUGGGGGCCCAGAUCUCUUCAAACUUCAGAGUCCCUCUGGCCAGAUGCCUGCCCACAGCCCAAGGCUGCUCAUCUCCCCCCUCUCCUGCCUCCAUGAUCUUUCUUCCCUGUGGGCAGGCAGCUGCCGUGUCCUGCCUGCCACAGCUCUGUCGUGCUGGGCCCCUUGCCCAAGGCCCCUGCAGGCUGUGAUUCCCCUCUGCUCCUGUAUGGAGCCCAGAGUCUGGAGAGGUGCAGAGCCGGGCCCCCGGGCAGGCCCUGAGUUGGGGGGUAGGGACAGUAGCUGAGGAGGUGCAGAGCUGCCCCCCCCCCCCGGCAGGCCCUGAGUUGGGGGGUAGGGACAGUAGCUGAGGAGGUGCAGAGCUGGGCCCCCCCGGCAGGCCCUGAGUUGGGGGGUAGGGACAGUAGCUGAGGAGGUGCAGAGCUGGGUACCACAGGCAGGCCCUGAGUUGGGGGGCGGGCAGUAGCUGAGGAGGUGCAGAGCCGGGCCCCCCCGCGGCAGGCCCUGAGUUCGGGGGGGGAGUAGCUGAGGAGGUGCAGAGCCGGGUUUCCCCCCCCCGGCAGGCCCUGAGUUGGGGGGGACAGUAGCUGAGGAGGUGCAGAGCUGGGCCCCCCCCGGCAGGCCCUGAGUUGGGGGGUAGGGACAGUAGCUGAGGAGGUGCAGAGCUGGGUACCACAGGCAGGCCCUGAGUUGGGGGGCGGGCAGUAGCUGAGGAGGUGCAGAGCCGGGCCCCCCCGUGGCAGGCCCUGAGUUCGGGGGGGGAGUAGCUGAGGAGGUGCAGAGCCGGGUUUCCCCCCCCCGGCAGGCCCUGAGUUGGGGGGGACAGUAGCUGAGGAGGUGCAGAGCUGGGCCCCCCCCCGGCAGGCCCUGAGUUGGGGGGUGCGGCAGUAGCUGAGGAGGUGCCAUCCUUCAUUCCAAGGCAGGAGCAAACGAAUCCCUGCUGCCGUGGGGCCCACCUGGCUCCUUUCCUCCCCUGAACUCGGGCUGCAGAGAGCUCUCGCUGGGGCACAGACCCUGGGCCACUGUACAGCAGCUGGGUCCUUGCCCUGGGGUGUCUGGGGCAGGCGCAGCUGUCACCACUCUGCUUUCCAGGCCCCUGUAGCAUCCCCGGGGCCAUAGUCUCACCUCCAUCUCGGCACAGCCCCCCAUGUCUGUGCCAAAGCCCCAUCGCUACUCAGCCAUUGCACAGCUUCUGCGCAGGCCCCAAGCUCGGAGAGCAGGCAGCACCGAAUGGGGCUGGCGGUGUGAGAGGCAGUGUGUCCGAGAACACAGAGCACCUGACUGGGACUCAGGAGACAUGGGUCUGCCACGGGCCUGCUGCAUGACCUUGGGCAAGACCUUGCUCUGUGCCUGUAAAAUGGGGACAGCCACACUGCCCUCCACUGUAAAGCGCGGUGAGCCCUACAGCUGGAAAGUGCUAACUAAGAGCUAAUACCAUGAUCUGAACCGAUUUGGAUUUGGCCUCAUCCCCUCAGCUGCCUAGAAGGGGUGCCAGCUCAGUGACCACCCAGCUGGGGACAGGCAGGGCGCGCUGGCCUGACAUGGGAACAGCUGCUGGGCUCAGCUCCCCCAGGACAAGGAAGCUGCAGGAUGCGGGCUCCCCCCAGGAGCCCCUCACGGGCGGAUUGUCCCUGCAUGGCCCCUGGCUCUCAGUCCCAGAUACUGCCCCCUGCAGAGCUGCCGGGAGGAGAUUGGAGCUGGCAUGGCCUGGCUCAGGGGAGCCCCUCUCCAAGAGGGGGUGACAUGCCCCUUUGGGCACAGGCUACAGCCCCUGCUGCCCCAGCCUGCCGAGAAGGUUCUCAGGUCAUGGAGUGUUUGAGGCUGGAGGUGGGGGUCCCUUGGAAAUGCUUGUCACUCAGGGCAGGUGCCCCUCCUGCAGGGCAGUUAGUUUAGAAAACCAGGGACCCCGGCAAGCAGCACAGACCCCCCUGGAUGGCCCGAGAGGCCGGCGUUCUCCUGCUGUCGGGAAAAGUGCAUGACCUUUCCCUUCCUCUGCUGCUGUUGGGUGGGGGCCUCAGCCUGCCGCUAGCGUCUGGUGUCCUUUACCAUGGUACCAAUAGACCUAAUUAGACACAGUGCUGGAGUAGGGGGUUAACCCCGCUGGCUGGGCUAAGUCCCGUUCAGUGCCCCAUAGCCCCUGUAGUGUGUUAAACGCAGCACGCUUUGACCCUGCCGUGUAGCGUUUGUGGGGGCUGUUAAACAGCCACCAGUGCUCACCCUAGAGGUGGCUGCAUUUCACCAGUGGGUGCAUGUAGAGUGUUGGAGGUGAAGUGAAACUUGCUGUCUCUCCUCCAACCCAGCCCUGCUGGCACGAGGCUUUGAAACCCCUCCCGCCCCUCCUGAAACUGCCCCUGGGCCCGUCUGUUGUCUCUGUCUUGGCCCUGGGCUCUAUCAUCCCCUCUGCUGUGCCUGGCCCUGCAGCACGCGCAGAGGAGCAGUGCCCGGGCUCCCUGCCACUGGCAGUACCACGGCCCAGCAGCCCCUCCACAGCUUCGCUCUGGUGCCCAGGGUGUGCUGCUGCUGCCAUAAAUCAGCUUGAACCCUC